AUGCCCGGACCCCGACAGGCCUCCAGCUGCAAACCCCCGUUUGUCUUGCCUGAUCGCCCGGCCAUUGGUGCUGUCGCGGAGCCUGCAUCUGCUAUCCGUCCGUGGCUUGGCCUGUCCUAUUCAGAGCAAACCCUGGCUCUCGGCUGUGGCUCGUGUGCCCAAUCCUGUGUAAUGCAGCAGGCCAUCAUCAUGUCGUCGCAGCCGCCGUCGCUGGCAGCAGCAGCGAUGCCUGUCGUCGCCACAGCGUCUACCUCAGCCUCUGCUUCUGCCUCUGCCUCUUCUACUUCACCGCAGAUUCCAUCGCCGUCUUCUCCUCCUCAUUCUUCGUCCUCCAGCGAUACCGUCACCUGCGCGCCCUCUGCGUCUUCGCCCUCGCCUGGCACCGCCUCGGCACACGACAGUCACCACCGCGCAAAGGGCCUAGAGCGGCUAGUUCUCAACGCUCCAUGUGUCGCUGCUAUACACGCAUCCAAGCUCCUCGCCUUCCGAGACACGCAUCAGCUGGUACUUGACGGUACUUUGAUUCACUCUUGGCAUGGCGAGGCUCCUCCUCUUAGAACUGGGUACGAGCCAGUACAUGUCAAGACAACUCUUGGCUUCGCCUCCAACCUUAUCCAAUCACCCUUCCAACUAUGUUCCUAA
Trichoderma gamsii is the source of this 642-nucleotide messenger RNA. RefSeq lists its product as hypothetical. NCBI's taxonomy places the organism in Eukaryota, Fungi, Ascomycota, Sordariomycetes, Hypocreales, Hypocreaceae. Bases 1 to 642 code for a protein of 213 amino acids. The transcript has 2 exons. The record is from RefSeq and is a predicted model, not a curated record.